Molecule: messenger RNA, 539 nt
Organism: Amphibalanus amphitrite
Lineage: Eukaryota; Metazoa; Arthropoda; Thecostraca; Balanomorpha; Balanidae
Product: 40S ribosomal protein S26-like
Exons: 3
Coding region: 153-494 (113 amino acids)
Biological process (GO): translation
Cellular component (GO): cytosolic small ribosomal subunit; ribosome
Molecular function (GO): mRNA binding; structural constituent of ribosome
Source: RefSeq, a predicted model, not a curated record
GAUAAGUGCUGUAUUUGAACUCAAACAUUAUUGAAACGUUACUUGAAACGUAGUUUGGUUUUUAGUGGUCAGGUUCCUUUGGCUCAAAAUAUAUUUUUGUUUGAGUGAAAGGCAACGCCGAACUUCUCUUACAACCCGGAGGCGUCGCAAUCAUGACGACCAAGCGCCGCAAUGGAGGACGCAACAAGCACGGCCGCGGCCACGUGAACCCCAUCCGGUGCACCAACUGCGCCCGCUGCUGUCCCAAGGACAAGGCCAUCAAAAAGUUUGUCGUCCGUAACAUCGUGGAGGCCGCCGCUGUCCGUGACAUCAACGAGGCCUGCGUCUACCAGACGUACGUGCUGCCGAAGCUGUACGCCAAGCUGCACUACUGCGUCUCGUGCGCCAUCCACUCCAAGGUGGUGCGGAACCGGUCGCGGCGCGACCGCAAGGACCGCACGCCGCCGCCGCGCUUCCAGCGCCAGGACAACAAGCCCCAGCCCAACAAGAAGUAGACGGACGCUGACUGUGACGGACAUGUAAUACACCGGGACACGUCA